Molecule: messenger RNA, 2053 nt
Organism: Drosophila navojoa
Lineage: Eukaryota; Metazoa; Arthropoda; Insecta; Diptera; Drosophilidae
Gene: Egm
Product: acyl-CoA dehydrogenase family member enigma
Molecular function (GO): acyl-CoA dehydrogenase activity; flavin adenine dinucleotide binding
Source: RefSeq, a predicted model, not a curated record
CCGAAUGUGCAUCUCUAUUGUUCGUUCACAUUACCUAAUGCAAGAUGCGCUACCAAUUGUUUUCGCGUGCUGUCAGAAUAUUAAAUAAAAAUCACAAUAGAUGCGGAACAUUUCUGUUAGCUCGCAGCGCAGGCAGCAAAGCGACCGCCACAAGCAACAGCAGCGUCAACGCACAGCAAUGGGCUGAGGAGAGUCGAUCGCCGGAGGAGGCGAGCGCUGCAGCGCAACAAGGACUGCCGGCACGUGAACCGCUGGUCAAGAACUUCUUUGUCGGUUUGGCGGACAAUGAGCUGCUUGGCUAUCCAGAGGUCAUUAAUCGGGAGGAUAUGGCCAGUCUGCAAAACGCACUGCUGCCGGUAAAGGAUUACUUUGCAGAAGCUCCUCUCCAGCCCCACUCGCUGGAGAAUUUGCAGCAGCUCGGCCUCUACGGGCUGAACGUGCCCACAGACUAUGACGGCAAGGGGUAUGCCUGGAGCGCCAGUCUCAUGGCCAGUGAACCAGAGUCGAACCACACCAGCUUGGCGCUCAGCCUGCAGACACAUCGCGUGGUGGUGGACAUGCUGCGGGAACUAGGCACACCGGAGCAACAGCAGAAAUACCUGCCGGAACUGGGCAGCGGCAAACUGGUAGCCAGCGAUGCCAUUUUCGAGUACGCACCGCCCGAAAACGAUCUCUUUGGCACCAAGGCCAGCUACGAUCUGGACAAGCACACCUGGACACUUGAGGGCGAAAAGGCAUUCGUUGUUAUGGCUCCACCCGGCGCAAGUCAACUGUUCCUUGUGCUCGCACAGACGCAGAAUAUAAAUGUGACCGGCGAACUGGGACGUGAGCUGACCCUAUUUCUGGUCGAUGGGAAGCAGCCAGGCGUGCGCCUGGGCGAAACGCAUGCUACCUUCGGCUGCCGGGAGGCGGUCAUGCGACGCAUUCACUUCGACCAGGUGCAAUUGAGCAAUCAGCAGAUAUUAGGCCGGGCCUACGAAGGCAAUCGCCACUCGGAGCAGCUGAUGCGCUUCAGUCGACUGCGGAGCACUCUGCUCGGCAUCGGCUUAUCCAAGCGGCUGCUGAAUCACCUGACAAAUUUCAGCGUGGAGACAACGCAAUGUGGGGUGCAGGUCAAAGAUUUGGAGAUGACCAAGGUAAACCUUUCACAGGCAAUGUGCUCCAUAUACGCCAUGGAGAGCAUGCUCUAUCUGACAGCGGGCCUGAUGGACGAGUUUAACAACCAGGAUGUGACGCUGGAGACUGCCAUCACGAAAUAUUACACGCUGCAGCAGCUGUACGCAAUCUCCACACAGAACCUGAGCCUGCUCGGGCCGGCGAGUCUGCACAGCGGACAACCAGCGGAGCUGGCCCUGAGGGACAGUGCUCAGUUGUGCACGCAGGGCGAAUCGUUGACCACGCUGAGCAUGUUCAUAGCGCUGUCUGGACUACAGCAUGCGGGCGUGCGCAUGAAUGAAGGCGUGAGAAAGCUACGCAAUCCGCUCUUCAAUCCCGGCUCGAUUUUUAGCAAAUUCCUAAGCUCAACCAGCUUGGAGAGUCCCAAGACGAACAUGCGGCUGGCGGAGCAUGUGCAUCCCACUCUCGAGGCGCCUGCCCAGUACAUUGAGCACUCGGUGGCACGCCUGAACAUGGCCGUGGAGCUGAUGUUUACACGAUAUGGCAACUCUGUUGUAGAGCGGCAGCACGAGCUACAGCGCCUAGCAAACAUAGCGACCAUUAUCUAUGCCAUGUGGGCGAGCAUAGCGCGUGCCUCGCGCUCCUAUUGCAUCGGCCUGCCGCUAGCCGAUCACGAACUGCUAACCGCUACAGCCAUUUGCUCGCAGGGGCGGGACGAUGUGCUGCGCCUUGCCAUGGAGAUCUACAAUGGCAACUAUAUAAACAACGAUAACAACCUGCUGCGACUGUCCAAGCAGGUGGCCAAGAGCAAAGGCUACUUUGCGGUGCAUCCACUGACCUUUAACUUUUAAGCAUUUCAAUUUACCGCCACCCAUUGUUAACUGAUUUUUCAACUGUAAAUGAAUAUACCAAAUCUAAGAUUGAUUGAGAUACUGUA